UAUAGGAAUGGCUUUGCCUGUGUGUGCCUCUGCAGAAAUCGGGAGGUCACCGUCCACAUCAUCCACCGGCUCAGCUUCACAUAGUGAGGGUAAGCUACGAAUGGUAAGCAUUUUUGGUGGCGAAACUAUUUGCUUCGACUGGAAACCUGAUGAGCCACAAAAGAAUUCGGAACUUGUGUCAAUAUUGUUUGAAGUCAUCGGACUUUGCAUAAAACGCCUUCCUUGUGCUCUGCCUACCAUUUUUGCUCAUUUGGACAAUGGCGCAUCCACUUUCAAUAACGUGGACAAAACAAAUCUUGAGGAAGUAAGAAGUGUCAUAGAUGACUUCAAUAAAGUGGCAGCUCCAUAUGCUAAGCUUUGGAAAGGACAAACCAAUCCGGCUUUUGAAUCAUGGAGUCAAGACAGAGCUGAUGUAGAGUUACUGACAAUAAUUUGCAGUCUUUCCUUCAGUCGUGCUGUUUCAAAUCCGCAAUUGCUCAACAACCAUUAUGCCCCAUUUAGUAGUGGAGUUUAUGGCGAAACAUCGUAUGAACAGAUGCAGUCAAUCAUUGACCAAAUAGGAUUUCGCGAAUCGGACGUCUUUCUUGAUCUAGGUUGUGGAGUAGGGCAGCUAGUGAUGUAUGUGGCUGGAGGAACUCGGGUGAAACGGGCUGUUGGAAUUGAAAUCAAUGAUCUGCCUGCUAAGUAUGGAGCGGCAAUGGGCGAAGAUUUUUCCAAGUGGAUGAAGUGGUGGAAAAAGAAAUGUCGACCGUUCCAGUUACUUCACGGUGAUAUGUUAGAUGAGCAAUACAGGAGCAUGAUCACACAGGAAGCUACGAUCAUCUUCAUCAAUAAUUACGCAUUCGAGCCGGAAUUGGACCUUCAUAUAAAGAAUAUGCUAGCUGAUUGUCAUGUAGGGACUCGAAUUAUUUCAACGAAGGCCUAUGCGACUGGAACAAAAAGAGUGAAUAUGCGUAAUCUAGGAGAUGUUGAAGCGAUAAUGGAAGUCACCCAGCUGAAAACGGUAAAGCAACCAACGUCUUGGACUCCCAACGAUGUACCCUACUAUAUGCACACGGUUACGCACAGCAAGAUGAUGAAUUUCUUCAGUCAGCGUAAAAAUGGCGGAGGUGAGCUGUCACGCUCAGUUUCUGCAUCAAGUAAAUCAGGGUCUAGAUCGCCGGACAGUUUGGAUCGACAUCGUGUACCGAAAGGAGGCGAGGUGCCGAAAUCGGAGGAAAUGGAGACUGGAGGAGAAGGAGAAGGCAAAGCACAUGGGCCUACAACUCGCAACCGAUGGAAGGUCUAUGUUAACCAGUGCGAAGAGAAAAAGAAAAGAGGAUCUCCGAUGCCUGGCAGUCCUCGUUGGAACGACGCUGAUACGGAUUAUGUACCACCUGGCAUGAAAAAGUCACGCAAAUCACAUCAUGGGAGUGGUUUGCAUCAAAAAGGCGAUAGUUCCAGAAAAUCUGCGGUUCGUUCUAGGCCUGCCAGUCAUGUAUCGGAGGACGCACGUGAGGGAAUUGAGAAAAUGCAUGCUAUGAUAUCUGCGCCGAGCCCCAUGGACUCCAUUAUUGACGAAGGCUUGGUCCGUGUUGAACUACCCGAGAAGAGCGAAAAGCUUUACAGUGAAGGCGAGGUGCUCAACAAUGGAAAGUCUAUUGUUCGUGUCAUUGAUAGAGAGAAUGAGAGAGUUCUCUCUAUCGCCAACCCUUUGGAAGCUCUGUUCUUGAAUUUUAUGAAUGAGUACAUGCAGUUCAUAGAAUAUAUGAGAACCGAUAAUUUUAUCGCAUCUCUGGAGAAAGACAUUGCUUUUGAGAAGGCUCGUAAUGCGGAACUACAAGAAAGAGUUCGCCAAGCGAAUGCGGCAGUGGCCGCUCAGAGGUCUCAGGGUGUUAAUGCUCUAUAUGAAAGAUUGAAUGAUCUGGGGAUGAGUGAUGUGGAAACACCCACGGAAUUGCUACAAGGAUCUAAACAGAUUGUUGCGCAUCAUAAGGAUUUAAAUCAGCGCGUUUCUUGCUACGAAACAGAAGUUGCGAUGCUCGAGGGUAAGAUACGUGCGGUGCGUCCCUUUGGUGACAAACUUAUUGAGGCUCUACACUCUGUGGGAGAUAAUCCUGUCAAUAUCGAGGAGCUUCUCCAAAACGUGCUUCAACAGACCGGGAACGAAGCUUCCUCCCUGCGAUUAGAAUCUGAAAAUGAAUCGGGAGAAGGUUUGCUCAUGUCGCCUGGUGGCGGUCAGUCCAACGCCAGCGUAAGCCACACAAGCACUGCGACUCGAAGACCUCGUCAGCGUCCUCGUGCCGGACCAAAUGCGAGGGGGAAAGGUAAACCUGAAGAAAACUCGGAAGAAAUGCAGAGGCAGAUUAAUGAAAUUGUGCAGGCGGCUUUAAAAGUGGAUAACGCUGCAAAGGAAAAGGAGCGACGUUGUCGAGGAAGUGAGAGGCCGGCUCGCAGGUCUGGUGCCAGUAGCAAUAGCACUGAUGGGGUUGCUCCUCUACAGCGUUCUGCUCCAUUCUCCAUAACUUCACGACGUGAAGACAUCGAGAUAGACAAUGUAUAUAGUACGGUGACCCAUACUUCUCAAACUGGGCUCGGUACCACUGCUCCUUCUGUUGGAAAUACAUAG
Cylicocyclus nassatus is the source of this 2608-nucleotide messenger RNA. The record is from the annotation of a GenBank genome assembly. NCBI's taxonomy places the organism in Eukaryota, Metazoa, Nematoda, Chromadorea, Rhabditida, Strongylidae.